Suillus fuscotomentosus is the source of this 849-nucleotide messenger RNA. RefSeq lists its product as uncharacterized. Lineage: Eukaryota; Fungi; Basidiomycota; Agaricomycetes; Boletales; Suillaceae. The transcript is spliced from 7 exons. The record is from RefSeq and is a predicted model, not a curated record. Bases 1 to 849 code for a protein of 282 amino acids.
AUGACUCGUUGGCAUGGUGCCGGGAUAUGCAGCCUACCCAACCAUAUCUUCAUGCGGGUCCUUCAUACUCCUGCUUACCCACAACCAAAGAGGCACUGGGCCCAGACAUGUAGUAAUGGAUCUUCAAAUUCCAGGCGUGUGGAUCCUCAGGAUAUGCAGCCUACUCAACUGUAUCUUCACACGAGUCCUUCAUACUCCUGCUUACCCACAACCAAAGAGGCACGUUUGCUAUGGGCCCAGACACAUAGUAACGGAUCUUCGAAUUCCAGGACACUCGACUGUACUUUCAAUUACACUAUGGACCCUCCGACCGAAUACCAAAGUGCGGCCGCCAAGCUCAAAGCUAUGAGGGCCAAGCGUUGCCAGUACUAUGCCAUGUGCCGUGAUAUGAUACUCGCGAAAUGGAGGGAGAGAUGCUACACCAACAAAGAUGAUCCCCCAGAAUCAUUAGAGACAUUGGCUGAUUGCAUUGCCAUGGUCAAAUACGCCAAGGAUGACUUCAUGCAAUAUGUUCGAUCUCCACGAACAUUCACCUUGGGCGUCUUCGCUGAAUACACAAAAUCUAUCCCCGACACUCCUGGAGGACACGGAGAUCGAGAAAUUUUCAAAUGUGCGAUGUCGAGCAUCGAGGACUUCCUCGAGAGGGCUACUCGAGGGCAAGGUGAUAUACUUCAAUUGUGCGGGGUCUGUGACGAGUGGCGCACUGCAGAUCAAGUUUGCUGGGGCAUGAGCGACACGAUUGCCAUGGUAGAUGACAUCUACUGUCACGCACUCACCGAUGGAGAUGCCGAGUUAGCGGUAGUUCAUUUUCUCAAAGGGUUCUUGUACCAGAACUACAACGACUACUGA